ACAGCUUAUAGUCGCAUCGCGGUGACUGCCAGAAAGGUCAACUAAAAGAAAAACACUCGCCGUAAAAUGCGAAAAUAGAUGGUAAACGUCGCUCUCAUGGACGAAGUGGACAAGAUAAUCAUGCACCAGCUGCACCAGGUGGACGCGGCCAUCGAGCCGAUGGAGGAGCUGACCGGCUUCACCCCGGAGCAGGUGGUGCGGGCUGUGUCCGGCUGUCUGGCGGAGAUUCGUCCCGAUCUGCAGCUUCCCCGGACUCUUCCCGGCGGAGCGAUGGCCGCGCGCUUCGGGGUGGCCAGCUCCCUGGCGCAGGGAUGCAAGGACACUGGCUACCGCGGCGACAUCGGCUAUCAGACCUUCCUGUAUCCCAAUGCAGUGGAACUGCGGCGACUCCUGAUGUUUCUCAUCGAACAGCUGCCGCGGGAGCGCCAAAGUGCGGAGGAUGGCGCCAGCAAGUCGCAAUCCCUGAGCCACAGGCAACUCCUGCAGCGGCAAAUCCGCAAGGAGCUCUCGCAGCAACUGAAGACGCCCUGGGUGCCCCAAUUCGCUCGAUCCGUCGGCAAUCGCAAAUCCCUCGGCUGCAGCAGUUUGGGCAUCGAAUUCCGGCCAAAUGUCAAUCUCAACAUUCCAUCCGCCAAUCCCGAGGAGCGCUCCAAGGAGCAGCAGCAGUACUUCGACCAGCAGGCGCCCAAUCUCUUCCAGCAAACGGCCUCCGGCAAGGUGGAUCUCAUUGCCUCGGUGCUGCACAAGAACGAGCUGGACAGAUGGGGUGAGAUGCUGGUAACCGAUUCAGUGCCUUUCUUUGCGGGCAGCGAGGAGGUAGCGGCUCCUGUGAUCUCUACAGUAAAAUCCAUAGACGGCACGGCGGAUGAGGAGGUUUCUCCCCUCCAGGAGCUGAGCAACCAGGUUCAGGAGCUGCGCCUUCAAUGCGAAACCUUGCUAGGGAAAAGAAAAUCCCACGCUGCGGCUGUGGCGGCUCUUAAGCAGCGGGAAACCAAGGCCACCGAGGAGAUGGCUCGCCUUCAACCCAAGCUGAAGCUGCACGAACGCACCUCUCUGGUUUUGGCUGACUCAGAGGAGAAUCUGGCCAAACUGGAGGCUUUACUAAAAACCACUCAAAGCAAAAGGCAGACGCUCACGCAGCAGUGGCAGGAUUAUCGAAAACCCUUGCUGGAAAGCCUAGAAACCCUAAAAACCGCCAAGGAAGCCCAGGAGGUGCAGGGCGUUCGCCAGAACAUCGAACAACUGGAGCAGGAGCUACAGGCCAAGACGCAACAGCACAACGAACUCAAUGCCACGCUGCGGAACGCCAGUCAGUCGCUGGCACCGCGCAAGGAAUACACCCGCAGGAUACACGAGUUCAUUGGGAACAUUCGCAAGCAGCGAGCGGAUAUAUACAAGGUUCUCGAUGACACGCGGCAACUGCAGAAGCAACUGAAUGUGGUAGGCGCCCAGUUGCAGCGUCAGUUCAACUACACGGACGAUCUGCUCUUCCAGAGCGCCAAGCAUGAUCUGCACGCCAAGAGGGCCUACAAGCUGUUGGCCCAACUGCACGCCAAUUGCAGUGAGCUGGUCGAAUGCGUCUCCCUCACGGGUAACGUGACCAAGCAGAUCCGCGAGCUGGAGGUCCAAAUCGAUGGGGAGAAGCUGAAGAAUGUGCUGACCAGUCUGCAGCAGAUCACCGGCGAUAUCCAGAAGUUCGAGCAGCACAUCCAGGAGCUGCAGGGCCAAAUCAGAGCCGUGGAGCAGCCGAGUGCAGGGAGUUAGUUGCUCGAAAUCACUUGUUUACUAGUGCCAAUCACAAUAAACGAAUCGAUGCGCGCCAGGCGCUCAUUUUAUUAGUCAAAAAGUA
Drosophila takahashii is the source of this 1849-nucleotide messenger RNA. Its product is annotated as coiled-coil domain-containing protein 22 homolog. Gene Ontology annotation, molecular function: cullin family protein binding. Gene Ontology annotation, biological process: positive regulation of ubiquitin-dependent protein catabolic process. NCBI's taxonomy places the organism in Eukaryota, Metazoa, Arthropoda, Insecta, Diptera, Drosophilidae. The record is from RefSeq and is a predicted model, not a curated record.